AUGGAAGACUUUAAGAUUCAAAAGGAGUCAAAAUUGUUCUUGACUUCAAAGAAAAAGGAACAAACUGAUGAGAUUACAGAAUAUCAUGUUUUUAAUGGAAACCAAUUGAAUAAUGUUGGCAUCUUGGGAAAUUGUGACAUUCAAAAACAACAAGAAUCAGAAUUGCACAUAUUUCCAAAGAAAAAGGAUCAUCAUAUUUUUGUGAGAACAAAAACUGGAAAAAUCAUUGAUCUGUCAGUAGAAACAAGUAAUACCAUUGAUGCUACAAAAAAAAUGAUAUAUGGUAAAACCAAUUUCCCCCCUGAUCAACAACAUCUUAUUUUUGCUGGCAAGCUAUUAGAAGAUGGAUGUACAUUGAGUGAUUACAAUAUUCAAAAUGAGUCCACAGUGGAUCUUGUACUUAGAGUAAUGCAAAUUUUUGUGAAAACAAUUACUGGAGGAACUAUUACUCUGGAGGUAGAUCAAAGUGAUACCAUUGAUAAUAUAAAACAAAAGAUAAAAGAUAGAGAAGGCAUUCCUCCUGAUCACCAAUGUAUGAUUUUUGCUGGCAAGCAAAUGUUAAAUGGACGUAUCUUGAGUGAUUACAAUGUUCAAAAGGAGUCCACAUUGCAUCUUGUACUUAAAUUACGUGGAGGAAUGUUUCAAGAAACCAGUGGACGUCUAGAAUUCAGUGCAUUGCCACCACUUACACAAUAUCUGCAGAUGCAAGUUCCUGAAAUACAUAUGCAAGGCAAAUCUCAUGUUGGUAUUGCUUGUAAUUAUUGUGGUAAAAAAGAAUGGAAAGGUGCAAGGUUUAACUGUUCAACAUGUUUUGAUUAUGACUUGUGUUUUGAGUGUAUCAAAAUGGCCAACUUGCUUCAUGAUAAACAACAUAAUUUUGUGGAAUACUUGGAUCCAGUAAAUGAAAAAGUUACUACAAAAAAAGAUAUCACAACUAAUCCUGUUACUGUAUUACCAAUACUUCCAACAACAAAAGAAGAGAUGUUGAAUUUAUUACAUGAGGAAGAAAAGCGAAGGCUGUCACCAGAAAUGCAACAACAAUAUUACAAAGUUGGAAGCGAUCCCACAUCUGGCAAGGACUGGAUGGAUGUCACUGACCAAAUGCAAUAUGAGUUGGUUCGAGAGUUUGGUUACUCAGAUGAAGCUGUACAAUUAUUAAGACGUGCUCCACAACUUUAUCAAGGAAAUGCAGACUUCUACAUGAUUCAAAUUCGUGAAGCACAUGCCAGUGAUGUUUGGCCAAUUGGUAAUAUCGUUGAUGUUAAAGAACACCGUACAUUGGAAGAACGAUUAGCAGCUGCACAUGAGAUGGUUAAAGCUACUAAUCUGAAGAUUCCUGUGCUGGCUGAUACAAUGGAUAAUAUUUUUUUGAAGUUAUAUUCACCUUGGCCAUUCCGAUUUUUUGUAAUUGUAGAUGGUAUUUUGAAACUUGUUGGAAUGCCAAAAGAAGCACGCUAUGAUACAACAGAUCUAGUCAAUUGCUUGGAUAUUCUUAUUUAA
Molecule: messenger RNA, 1500 nt
Organism: Entrophospora sp. SA101
Lineage: Eukaryota; Fungi; Glomeromycota; Glomeromycetes; Entrophosporales; Entrophosporaceae
Source: the annotation of a GenBank genome assembly